AUUCAUUCGACCCUUCCUUCGACCGGAGUGAAGUCGGGCAGCAACCUCUAGUGUUUUUGGCGAGAGAGAGAAAAAAAACAUGGCAGGUUAUUUGAAGGUCCUAAGCUCUCUCAGCAGGUCUGCUGCCACUCUAUCCAAAAGCCCCGCCGUUCUUGCUCCAGCUUGCCAGAGUUUGCAACAGAGGAACAAGUCUAUCACCGGCUUCGCUCACAGCUGCUUCCAGUACGCCAUCCAGAAGAAAUGGCCUCUCUACAUGAGCACCAAGAACACCAUCCUGAAGGCUUAUGACGGCAGAUUCAAGGACAUCUUCCAGGAUAUCUUUGAGAAAAACUACAAGCCAGAGUUUGACAAGCUGAAGAUCUGGUAUGAACACAGACUGAUUGAUGACAUGGUGGCUCAGGUGCUGAAGUCAUCCGGUGCCUUUGUGUGGGCCUGCAAGAACUAUGAUGGAGAUGUGCAGUCGGACAUUCUUGCUCAGGGUUUCGGUUCUCUGGGUUUGAUGACCUCAGUUCUGGUGUGUCCUGAUGGUAAGACCAUUGAAGCCGAGGCAGCACACGGCACAGUAACCAGGCAUUACCGUGAGCACCAGAAGGGAAGGCCAACUAGCACUAACCCCAUUGCCAGCAUCUUCGCAUGGACUAGAGGACUGGAACACCGUGGCAAACUUGAUGGAAACCCAGACCUGAUCAAGUUCUCUCAAACUCUUGAACGUGUGUGCGUGGAGACUGUGGAGAGCGGCGUUAUGACCAAGGAUCUGGCCGGCUGCAUUCACGGUCUCGCCAACUGCAAGCUGAAUGAGCAUUACGUCAACACCACAGACUUCCUGGAUGCCAUCAAGACAAACCUGGACAAGGCUCUGGGCAAAUGAAGGACAACAGGCCCGGACACCGCGGAGCGCGUCUGUCUUUUUGUACCUCAUUUUUAACUUAAAGGUCAUGAAUACAACAUAAUGUAUUAAGGGAGGAGUAAUAAAACAAUAGUGAUGUUCCUAGCUGUUCUGUUAGCUAAUCCUGCUGAUGGGUCGCUCCCAUCUCUUCCCGAACCUCCAGGGGUCUAUUUUUGUAAGAUGAAGUACUGUAUGUCAGAAACUGUAUAAUACCACAGGAGAAAAGGAAAGUUCAAGGGCCAUGUGAGAAACCCUCUAAUAAAUCACCAAGUCACCUGGAA
Molecule: messenger RNA, 1167 nt
Organism: Danio rerio (zebrafish)
Lineage: Eukaryota; Metazoa; Chordata; Actinopteri; Cypriniformes; Danionidae
Gene: idh2
Product: isocitrate dehydrogenase (NADP(+)) 2
Biological process (GO): isocitrate metabolic process
Molecular function (GO): magnesium ion binding; isocitrate dehydrogenase (NADP+) activity; oxidoreductase activity, acting on the CH-OH group of donors, NAD or NADP as acceptor
Source: RefSeq, marked provisional